This is a messenger RNA of Thunnus maccoyii (southern bluefin tuna), 2679 nucleotides long. It is a transcript of the gene deptor, whose product is annotated as DEP domain containing MTOR-interacting protein. Bases 474 to 1679 code for a protein of 401 amino acids. The record is from RefSeq and is a predicted model, not a curated record. Gene Ontology annotation, molecular function: protein binding. Gene Ontology annotation, biological process: negative regulation of TOR signaling; intracellular signal transduction. Lineage: Eukaryota; Metazoa; Chordata; Actinopteri; Scombriformes; Scombridae. The transcript is spliced from 10 exons.
CGAGCGCACCCACCACAUGCCUCUCUAACUCCGCCCCUCUGGUUAACUCCCCCAGUGACGACAGCAGAGUCCUCCCAAUGCGGGGCCUUUGAGGAUGGGUACUGGCUGCGCCGUGGUGAAAAACGUGUAUUCGUCCUGUGUGGUGUGUCAGUGACAAACAAACCAACCCAGGAGCGCAGGGAAGGGGAGUGUGCCGGAUUCAUUAACGCUGCAUCCGAAGCGCAUCAGUUAAAUAGAUGGAUCCAUAAAAGGAAAGUGGCAUGCAUGAAUGUCUUUGUGUGUGUAUGAGUGUGUGCAGAUAUAUGGAGGCGGCGGAGGAUUUCGAGGAAUUAGAAGUACACCGCUGCUGAUGGAGCUGCCUGGGCUGUGACUUGUGACUGCCUGCAUUGUUUCAUAUGUUUCCUGGGAUGGAUUAAUUUUCCUCCUCAACCAUCAAAGGAAUAAUAGCUGAUAAACUUAUCUUUUGGCUCUCCAUGAUUCUUGAAAGAGAGAUGGACGGGAUCGGGAACACCAUGCAGAAGAAGGCUGCAGAGCUGGAGCGGCUGGCCGAGGUGCUCGUCACCGGAGAACAGCUGAGGCUGCGGCUCCAUGAGGGGAAGGUAAUCAAGGACCGGCGGCACCACCUGCGAACUUACCCAAACUGCUUUGUGGCCAAGGAGCUCAUUGAUUGGCUGAUCGAACACAAGGAGGCCUCAGAAAGAGAGACGGCCAUCAAGAUCAUGCAGAAACUUUUAGACCAGAGCAUCAUUCACCAUGUGUGUGACGAGCACCGGGAGUUCAAAGACAUGAAGCUGUUUUACCGCUUCCGCAAAGAUGAUGGCACGUUCCCAUUGGAUAGCGAAGCCAAGGUCUUCAUGAGGGGGCAGAGGAUCUAUGAAAAGCUGAUGAACAUAGAGAGCAACCUAUUGCAGACCAGGGAGGAGGAGGGUGGAACGUUUGAGCGGACGUUGGUGGCUUCCGAGUUCAUCGAUUGGCUGCUGCAGGAGGGCGAGAUGGCGACCAGGGAGGAGACGGAGCAGCUGGGACGACGACUUCUUGAACACGGCAUCAUCCAGCACGUCACCAACAAGCAUCACUUUGUGGACGGGCCCCUCCUCUACCAGUUCAGGAUGAACUUUAGAAGACGGCGGCGACUGCUCGAGCUCCUUCAGGAGCGCGGCCGCAGCAUCCCAGAGAGCCAUGACAGCCCCUUCUGUCUCCGCAAACAGAACUCUGACGGAGGCAACACCAGCUUCCUCUCAGUGAGUCCCACUAAAGAGAUAAAGGUGGUGGUUGGAGUUCGUCGGAGCAGCAUGAGCAGCAGCUGUGGCAGCAGCGGUUAUUACAGCAGCAGUCCUACACUCAGCAGCAGCCCACCGGUCCUCUGCAACCCCAAGUCUGUUCUGAAGAGACAAGUGAGUCCAGAGGAGCUCCAGACACCAGGAGGACCUUUUAUAAAGAAGACAUUCACUAUUGUAGGUGAUGCUGUGGGCUGGGGCUUUGUGGUGCGAGGCAGCAAACCCUGUCACAUCCAGGCCGUUGACCCCGGUGGACCUGCAGCUGCUGCUGGCAUGAAGGUGUGUCAGUUCGUGGUGUCAGUGAACGGACUCAACGUGCUCUCUCAUGACUACCGGACCGUCAGCAACCUGAUCCUAACUGGACCCAGGACAAUCGUCAUGGAGGUGAUGGAGGAGCCGUAAUAUUCAUAGAAGAGAGGUGUAGCAACGACCUGAGGACUAGAAGGUUUAGUGCUUGACCUCAAAACCGCACAGAUGGAGAAAGUGGACAACUCGAAAAGCACUUCGCACUCUUUCUGUUCCAACGUUGUUUGGAGAAGGUGGAUGACUGAGAAACUGUGUGUGUUCAAGAACGUGGGUAGUCGAGUACAUGAUUCAACCCUUAGACAAAACACGCAUUUUGUUCUCCUUUUUUUUUUUCUUUGUGUUUGGAGGCAACGUGCAAGAUCCACUACUCCCGCAGAUCACGAUCCAACAGCUUCAGUGUACCCAAAAAGAUUCAGUCUCCUGACUUUAUGUGUGGAGGAAGGAAAAUCCAUAUCUCUGUGGUUUGAGUUUCAAACCAAAACUGUACGAUGAAUCUGUUGCUGAACCAGAUGAGAGUGUUUAAAGGAUGUCAGACGCAGUUUGUCAUUUGAAUCUGGAGUUGAACAAGUAAAAAAGCUGCAACCGUAACAAUGAGGAGGAAUAUUUCAUGUUGCCACGUUCAGUGACCUCUCCCCCAGUUAGUACUCAACUCUUGACUGGAGCUCCUGAUGGCCCUGCACUGCCCUCUGCUGGCAAGAACAGGAAGACACAGAUUUGAUAUGAAACUCUUUGGUUUUAGGUUUCUUGAUGUUUUUUUUUCCUUGCUUGGGAACUACCUAAGAAAAAAAAAGAUUUGUAUCAUUGUCAUGUGAAGAGUUACCCACAGUAUCAAAGGUAAAUUAAUCCCCAGAUGUAUUUACAUUUAGUAGGAAUAUGUAAGUGUAAAUAAUAAAAAUGCAGUGGUAAACUGUAUGACAUCAAUAGGCACAAUGUACAUAGUUACCAGACAUUACACUCAAACUGAAAGAAGCCUGGCUUUAGGAAGGCAGCAGUCGUACUAUUUUGUAACAUCACUACUAUUCAAACUAAAACUUCUUCAGUACUGAGAUCAUAUUGAAGACUUUAUAGAUAAUAAACAGGAUAAAUGACCCUUGAA